This is a messenger RNA of Acanthosepion pharaonis, 1341 nucleotides long. Lineage: Eukaryota; Metazoa; Mollusca; Cephalopoda; Sepiida; Sepiidae. The record is from the annotation of a GenBank genome assembly.
AUGAAAACACCCGAAGGAGAGUGCUGCCCUGUUUGCAAAGGUUGCAUGGCGAACGGUAAUUUGUACAAAAACAAUGAGAGUUGGAAAGAGGACGACUGCGUUACUUGUCGUUGCAACGAAGGAAUUGUCGAAUGUCAGACAGCAAUGUGUUCGGUACCCUGCCUCAAUCCACGACGAGUUCCUGGUCAGUGCUGUCCAGUUUGCGAAAACAACUGCUCAUUUUCUUGCAAGUAUGGCUAUGCGACGGACUCACAGAACAGAGAAAUCUGUGAAUGCGCCAAACACGUACACAAAUGCCCUCUCCUGUCCACGUGCAAACGCCGAUGCACGUACGGCUACAAACGCACCCGUCACGGCUGCUUCCGCUGCAAAUGCAACGUGUGUCCGCCUCAUGAGUGCUCCAAGAAAUGUAUUUACGGAUACUUAACUGAUGCCAGGGGCUGCCGAAUUUGCGGUUGCAAAGGAAAGCCAUCAUUCGGAAAAACGACGACCCACAUCAGUGUUGAUUUGGGAAAAACGAUCUCUCCCCGGAGAAAAACAAGUUGUCUUUCAAAUGGUCUUUAUUAUAAAAAUGGCGAAAUGUGGAACGAUGGUUGCCGAGAGUGUUACUGCAAGGAAGGCAAAGAACUGUGUUCUCUGAUUGCUUGUUCCGUGCCACCUUGCAGUAACCCUAUUUACAGAAUUGGUGACUGUUGUCCCAGCUGCCCAGGUACCGAGCCGAUCUCUUCUAAGGAAAGAUACAAGCAAGAAAUUUGCCACGGUGAGAAUGGCAACGAGUAUGUGGAGGGUGAAGUGUGGGAACUCGAGAAAUGUACAACUUGUCUAUGCCAUCAUGGUAUAAUCCUUUGCAACACGGAGAUGUGCCCUCCCCAGUUAUGCCAUUUCCCCAUAAAAGUGGCGGGACAGUGUUGUGCUUUCUGCCCAAGAAAAGCAGACAAGCCCUCGCGCGUCCCACAAAAGUUAUUGAAGCAUUGCUUGCUGGACGGCAAACCGGCUUUCAAACACGGCGAGGUUUGGCGCAGUAACCCCUGCCAGAGCUGCACGUGCCGACAUGGACAUGUCCACUGCUUCUCCCAAACAUGUCCGGCGCUCUCUUGUAACCAGACGGUCUUACGAAAAGGCCAGUGUUGUGCCACCUGUUCAGUCAAAGAGUCGAUCACUUCCGCUUCCUCUCUGACAGACAAUUUCAUUCGAAAACCUACAUCGAAUAACCUGAUUGAUACAGAUCCUGCUGACGAUACAUCGUAUAUCAUCGUAAUCGCCAUUUUGGCUCUAAUCAUUUGCGGUGUCUUUGGAUUGCUCUGCUUGUUACUGUUUAAUAAAUAUCGAAAACAGACUUAG